This is a messenger RNA of Agrilus planipennis (emerald ash borer), 2997 nucleotides long. It is a transcript of the gene Rev1, whose product is annotated as DNA repair protein REV1. The coding region runs from base 70 to 2997 and encodes 975 amino acids. The record is from RefSeq and is a predicted model, not a curated record. Gene Ontology annotation, molecular function: damaged DNA binding; DNA-directed DNA polymerase activity; deoxycytidyl transferase activity. Lineage: Eukaryota; Metazoa; Arthropoda; Insecta; Coleoptera; Buprestidae. The transcript is spliced from 12 exons. Gene Ontology annotation, cellular component: nucleus. Gene Ontology annotation, biological process: error-free translesion synthesis; error-prone translesion synthesis.
AGUUGAAUUGUACUGUUACUGUUUGUUCUUUUAGAAAGAUCUGAAGAUGUACCAAUAAAUCCUGUUGUAAUGCAUAUUGAUAUGGAUUGCUUUUUUGUAUCAGUAGGCCUCAGAAAUAGACCAGACUUAAAAGGAAAGCCAGUUGCUGUAACUCAUGCAAAAGGUUCACACAACGUUAGUAGAGAUGAGUCAAGUUUUGAAACUGAAAAAGCGUUAUUAAGAAAACAUUGGCCUAGUGAAAAAAAUAUUUUGAAUAAGUUGGAUAGUCACUCAUCAAUGUCCGAAAUUGCUAGUUGCAGUUAUGAAGCUAGAAAAUAUGGUAUUAAGAAUGGGAUGUUUUUAGGAAAUGCACUCAAAAUGUGCCCUAAUCUUCAAACAAUUCCCUACGAUUUUCAGGGUUAUCGUGAGGUGUCAUCAAUCUUGUACAAUACAAUUGCCCAGUACACUUUGGACAUUGAAGCUGUAAGUUGUGAUGAAAUGUACGUCGAUGUGGGACCAAUUUUAAACGAAACAGGCAUAUCUGUAGAGCAAUGGGCUACACAUAUAAGAUUGGAAAUAGUAAAUGCCACAGGAUGUCCCUGUUCCACAGGUUUCGGCAGUAAUCGUCUUCAGGCCAGAUUAGCAACUCGUAAGGCCAAACCUGCUGGCCAGUUUUAUUUGCGUCCUGAAAAUGUCGAAGAAUUUUUGGCUAAUGUAUCUUUAGCUGAUCUACCAGGUGUAGGUUUUGCUACAAUUGGCAAACUUCGAAAUCUGGGAUUGAUUACAUGUGCUGACGUGCAGAUGACCAGCCUCCAGUAUCUCCAAACAGAGUUGGGUACGAAAAUGGGCGAACAGAUUUAUGACCAAGCUAGAGGCAUCGACACGAAGCCUCUAAGCUUUUAUCACGAGAGAAAAUCCGUAUCUGCAGAUGUCAAUUACGGUAUUAGAUUCAAGACUCACGAGGAAAUCCUAGACUUCCUUAAAAGAUUGUCUGAAGAAGUGUUCAAUAGAUUAAUCGAAACUGGUAUGAAAGCCGCCAGAUGUCUUACUUUAAAGAUCUUAAUUAGGGCUCCGGAUGCUCCUCAGGAAACUGCUAAAUUCCUGGGUUGUGGAGUUUGCACUAGUAUUAAUAAGAGUACAACCAGAGGAAAUUUGAUAAAUGAUGCUAGUGUAGUAUUUAAAGAGGUCAAACACCUUUUGGACCAAAUUAAAGCCCCUCCUGAAGACUUUAGGGGCAUAGGAAUUCAACUUACGCGACUCGAGAAACUAUCAGCAAGCAACAAAUUACUUAAUAAUUUUCUAAAACAAUCUACAGAAAUUGCAAAAGGUGAUAAGAACACAAAAGAAAUUGUUUCUAGAAAUGAUACUUCAAAUGAUACUGUUAAAGAAACGUGUUAUAAAAAUAGAGAAGAAAGAGUGAAAAAAGAUAAUAUACCUUCACCUGAAGAAAAAAAUAAAGAUGAAAAAGUUUGUCCUGUAUUUAAGGAAGUUGCAAUUCAGUGUAGUGGAAAUCCAUUUGAUGAUGAUAUCCCUCAAGUAAAAAUAAUUUCAACUGGUAAACCAACCUCUCUAAAUAAUUCUAAGAAAUGUAAACCUAGAGGAAAACUGGCCAAGAACAAGCAGAAUAAUAUUUCCAAUAACACUGUGAGAACUUUGAAAAAUUAUUUUAAUGAAACUCGAGCCAAUAAAGCUGUCUAUCAAAAAAGCUCAGCAAAAUCGGGCAAAGAAAUAUUGAAAAAUAUCGAUGUUGAAGUGCUAAAAGAAUUACCUGAAGAUAUUAGAAAUGAAAUUUUAAAUGAGUACAAAAUAUCAAUGGAAGAAUUUCAACAAAAAGUAAAUAUUAUUGUUUCAAAAGCCAACAACACUGACAUAUCUAAUACUGUAAUAACAGAUGAUAAAGUUAAACCCAGUACUUCUAGCACUACAAAAAAAGAAGAAAAUGUUCAGUCUUCCAUUACAAAGAAAAAACUAUCAUUUGCUGACUUGGAGUGGGACGAAUUAAAAAAUUUAAUAGAGUCUUGGAUCCAUUCUGAAACAAAACCGUUAAAUUGUGAUAUCACUAGACUCGGAGAAUACUUGAAAGAUCUUGCAAUAAAUAGAAAAAUUGAAACCUUACAUGUUUUGGUAAAGUUCUUGCACAGGUUGGAAACUGCUAAAUUCCUGGGUUGUGGAGUUUGCACUAGUAUUAAUAAGAGUACAACCAGAGGAAAUUUGAUAAAUGAUGCUAGUGUAGUAUUUAAAGAGGUCAAACACCUUUUGGACCAAAUUAAAGCCCCUCCUGAAGACUUUAGGGGCAUAGGAAUUCAACUUACGCGACUCGAGAAACUAUCAGCAAGCAACAAAUUACUUAAUAAUUUUCUAAAACAAUCUACAGAAAUUGCAAAAGGUGAUAAGAACACAAAAGAAAUUGUUUCUAGAAAUGAUACUUCAAAUGAUACUGUUAAAGAAACGUGUUAUAAAAAUAGAGAAGAAAGAGUGAAAAAAGAUAAUAUACCUUCACCUGAAGAAAAAAAUAAAGAUGAAAAAGUUUGUCCUGUAUUUAAGGAAGUUGCAAUUCAGUGUAGUGGAAAUCCAUUUGAUGAUGAUAUCCCUCAAGUAAAAAUAAUUUCAACUGGUAAACCAAGCUCUCUAAAUAAUUCUAAGAAAUGUAAACCUAGAGGAAAACUGGCCAAGAACAAGCAGAAUAAUAUUUCCAAUAACACUGUGAGAACUUUGAAAAAUUAUUUUAAUGAAACUCGAGCCAAUAAAGCUGUCUAUCAAAAAAGCUCGCCAAAAACGGGCAAAGAAAUAUUGAAAAAUAUCGAUGUUGAAGUGCUAAAAGAAUUACCUGAAGAUAUUAGAAAUGAAAUUUUAAAUGAGUACAAAAUAUCAAUGGAAGAAUUUCAACAAAAAGUAAAUAUUAUUGUUUCAAAAGCCAACAACACUGACAUAUCUAAUACUGUAAUAACAGAUGAUAAAGUUAAACCCAGUACUUCUAGCACUACAAACAAAGGUAGCCAGUUAAUCAUUAUUUAUUAG